This is a messenger RNA of Lingula anatina, 3519 nucleotides long. RefSeq names its product tetratricopeptide repeat protein 13. Gene Ontology annotation, molecular function: protein binding. The record is from RefSeq and is a predicted model, not a curated record. Lineage: Eukaryota; Metazoa; Brachiopoda; Lingulata; Lingulida; Lingulidae.
UGUCAAUAUGGCCGAAAAAGUUUUAGAACUGAUUGUCGUCCUUCUAUUUAUACAAAUUUCGUCUAAGUAUGCUCAACAGUGUGAUGUAGCCAGCAUUCAUGUUACACAAGAAGACGGUAGCCAACAAGUCUUUAGGGUAAAGGGACUACAGCUGUUUGGAGAUUGUAAAGAAUGCGACGAAGAAUCUCGAGCAACCACUUCACGGAGCACUGACCACAGAUAUCGUUUCGUCUUGCCAAUCAGCUUGACCAUAGGAGAACUGGCCCCAGAAUGUGAAAUGAAGGGAGAUGUGCCAGUGGGUCUUUGUUCUGUUCAAAGAGAGUCUUGUCCAAAGGAAGGCAUGUUUAACUUAGAGGCUCAUUCUGAAUCUAUAGCAAAAAAAGGAUUAGUGCCACUAGCAACAGGAAAUAUGGAUAUAGAUAAAAAUAUUGCUAUGGGGAUGGUUCUGAUGAAUUUGGUUCAACCAGAUGAAGCAGUUCAAGUUUUUACUAAUAUUAUCAAGGAGCAUCCUGAAACAAUAAUUGCGUACCACGGGAGAGGGACAGCAUUUGCAAGAAAAGGCCUUCAGUCUGAAACUAAUGCAGCUUUAGCACUACGUGAUUUUAGUAAAAGUAUUGAGUUGGACCCAAAGAAGUCAGAGAGUUAUGAAAGAAGAGCAGAGGUGUUGAUAUCCCUAGGUCAAUAUACCAAAGCUUUAGAAGACGUCAAUGAAGGCCUGAAGCACAGUAAUAGAGCCAAGCUAUAUUUUCUUAGAGGAACUGCAUUGUUUUUGAUGCAGAAACUGCAAGAUGCAGAAGAUGAUUUUAGAAAAGCUUUGGAUCUGGCAAAAGAUCCUCAGCAUCCCUUUUUGUAUCAUCUUGGUCUGACAUUAUUUUAUAAGGGGAAAGUAAGGAAUGCAAUAGAAGUGUAUAAAGAUGCACUGAAAUUAGAACCUAACCACACAGAAACAUUGCUGAGUCUGGCCCAGGCAUUCAGGGAGAUUGGCAAUGUCAAACAAGCCAGAACACAGUUUAACAAGGCAAAAUCCAGGAUGCCGUAUAAUUUACUUACUAUGCAGCUAUUGAGCAGUUUUGAUUAUUUCUCAGGGGAGGCUGAAAAGGCACUAGAGCACACUCAUACAUGUCUUCGAAUAGACAGAAAAAAUGUGUUGUGUCAAUACCUGAGAGGACUUUCCCUGAUUGUUCUGGGUCAGCUGUACGAGGGAGUUAAAAGUCAUACCAAGGUCAUGGUGUAUACACCAGCUAGCAGCAGCAUGAGAAUGAGUCCAGAAUUUAUCAAAUCACAUUAUCUAAGAGAAUAUGCCAGAUAUCUCCACUCACAUUUAGACCUGUCGGUCUUAGAUCUCAACUUGGACGAGGAUUUCAAUGGAGAAUUCAGAGAUCGAUGGGCAAAAGGGCUUCCGUUUCAUUUUGAGGGCCCCUAUAAAGAACAGCCUGGUUUACAACCACAUAUUAGAGAUGUCAGCUUAGAUUUAAGCUGGGAUAAACUGUCGCCCAGCGCACAAACAUUAAUCUGCAGAGCUAAUAAAAUAGGCUGGCUUACACAGGUCACGGCCGACGGCUUCCUGCCCAAUAAAAGACUCAAUCUGGCUAUGGGGUUAGCUGCGACACAUAUAGCACAGUUUUUAGAGUCUUUCUGGCGAGGGAAAAAUAUGAAGUGUAAAGGAAAGAAAUGUACCUGGCGGGACAUAUUUGACAUAGGUGUGCAAUACAGAAGACUGGCAGACCCAGAUAGUGUAGUCUUAUGGCUGGAUAAAAUACCAGAAGAUAUUGUCAAGGAGGGGUAUAAAUGUGAUGUCAACUUUGUGAAGGGUGAUGUUGUAAACAUCCGGAUGGCACCAUAUUUUGACCUGGUCUUCAAACUGGUCAAGACAAUGUUAGGGCAUUACCAAGGAGAAGGGGUCAUAAAUUACGCUGGGUUUCAGGAAGAUUUAGACAAAGCCAAAAGUGUGCAUGAUAUUUUACAAAUAGCACGAAAACGUAAUCUGAACCAGCAAGGCUUCAUGGUGACCACACAAGUGCCAAGCUCACAAGAUAAAAACAACAACCGCCAUGAGGGAUUAAUAUUAACCCUGACCCAGGACGGCAAUGGUCAGGUGACUUUCUCCCUAAACACACCCACCACCAAGGCACGGACAGCGUCCUUCCACUCUGAGCUAAAUUAUCUAUUCACUAAAUUAGACAAGGAAGUCAGAAGAACAGGAGCCAUUAAAAUAGCUGAAUUUGAUAAUGUACUGAAUCUCAUCCUGUCCUUAGGAUAUUACUUCUACAAUCUCAUGCCCCUGUCAAGGGGAACAAGUGUUGUUGCUUACUCUGUCAUCUUGGGACUGUUCAUGUCUAUGGGGAAAGAAGUAACAGGAAAAAUACCACAGGGAAAGUUACUGGAUCUAGAGGCCAUGUUGUCUGGAGGUCCAGAUGCUUUUAUUUUGGUGGCCAAACAGUGGAUGAAUGUCAAGAAGACUACAGUCCCGGUUUCUCAGCUUCCCCAGGUCACAGCUACUUUCCCCACUGUCCGCAGUGUCAUCGAGGCUCUCAAAGUAGGGGCAGCAGACUGCUAGCACCAACAACAGAUAUUCAGACAAGCAAGAAUUCAGGGAUGGUCUUCUGAUAAUGACUGUAUUUUAGUGUUUGAACCCUCACCAACUGAUUUAAUAUCCAGUUCACAAUGUAGUAGUAACUCAGCAAUCUGUCAUCUUCUCAUCUAUGUGUAAUACAGCUGCACUCAUCUGUAUUCCAUAUACUUGACAACAGUGUAUUAGUCUUUAAUCUACAGCUGAGAAAUCCUGGUUAAACUUUUGUCCUUGUGAAUGUACAUCAUGUCAAAACCAUUACAAAUUUCUGGGCAAAUUUUGGUCAAUGACAACAAACUAACACCUUAAAAAUUAGGGAAUUUAUACUUAACUCAGUAAUGAUCAGUAUUUUCAGAAAAAUAGAAAAUAGUUUUGCAAAGCAGUUUGAUUUCACCAUGGCAGUAAACACAGAUGUUAGUGAGAAUCCCCUCAGAGAUAGAUCAAUCCACAGUUAGUACGAUAGGGUUUGGGAAUGGCCCCUAAGGUUACUUUAAUCCAGUUAAACAGCAGAUAUGGUGAAAAACUUGCUUGUUUUCUGAUAAAAAUUGCUUUUGACAUACAUAACAAUAAACAUUUUAACAAAAACAAAAAUAUAUGGACAAAAUGCACUCUCAGACUGAAGGAGCCUAGCUAGGACAGCUCGGCCUCCAUCUUGUAGAGAUCAACCAUUUUAACAACACUAGACCAGCUUACUCUAAUCUUUGUACUGGUUUUGUCAUACUAACUUUAAAAGAUGUGGUCAUUUAUCAGAACACUGUAAAACUAAAUUCUUCAUUUUGUUCUAAUCUUGUAUUAAAUGUAACUUAAAACAAAUACUUAAUAAAGUAUUCAGUUCAGUGCUAUAUACAUCAUACCUGCGAAGACGUCAGAAUAUCACUUACAAAGAACAAGUUAAAUGUCCUGUGAGACUUUUAUAGUUUUAAUAAAUAAACAUAGUGAUGCAAGUAAAA